CUCACUGCAGCUCCAAUCGAAAGUCGGUCAUGCCGGCUGUGUGGGUGUGGAUGCUCUGGGCGGUCAUGAAUCUGACACUCGGUGAGUCCAUUGGUGACCAGGCGGAUAAUGAGGUGUCGCAACAAAUUCCAGAAUACUACAGAAGGGCCCAGCCGAAGUCCCGCAGAUCUUCAUGUAAAAAAUGCUAUCCCUAUUUGUACCCUAAAGACAAAUACUACGUGCUGCCUAAGAGAACGGCAGAAAAAAGGCGUCAUAACGUCGUCUUUCUUGUAAAAGACCUUAAAACGGGAAGACCAGUCAAAGUGGCCUUUAGAAAUGGCCUUAAAAACAGUAGAAAUGUUCGUGUUCUAAAGGCUUUUAAUAACAACAAAAACCCAUGCAGUGCAAAACGUGGCAGAUGUGUAUAUCGCCUGUUCAACCGAAAAACUUUUCGUACGUACAAAGCGGACUUCAGGACGGGCAAAAGGAAUGGAAGGCGCGUUUCUGUAUUGAAGCUAAUCCCCUAACCACAGACCUGAAAUAAAAUAUUUAGAAUUUAACAAAAAUUAGCAACUAUUAAUUCAAUUAUUAUUUCAGAAGGCUGUCCUGACUUGAAAAGGCUACAAAUACUUUGUGUCACAUUUUCGAAAAUAAAAGACGUAAGA
Molecule: messenger RNA, 644 nt
Organism: Drosophila erecta
Lineage: Eukaryota; Metazoa; Arthropoda; Insecta; Diptera; Drosophilidae
Exons: 1
Coding region: 30-506 (158 amino acids)
Source: RefSeq, a predicted model, not a curated record